Messenger RNA from Protopolystoma xenopodis, 492 nucleotides. Lineage: Eukaryota; Metazoa; Platyhelminthes; Monogenea; Polystomatidea; Polystomatidae. The record is from the annotation of a GenBank genome assembly.
AUGAGAACACUUGAUCCGAUUGGAUGGAUGGCAUGCCUUCACGAGGUUGAGGAACUGCUGCAGCAGCGCUCGGAGCUCGGCUUUGACGCAGUGGACAGCUCAAGUUCCUCUUUUUUCCGAAUUGUUCAACGCAUGAGUGACCAAACAGAUGAGGCUGGUCUUGAGGUGCAGGAGGCCGGUGUGGCCUCGAGAGUGGUAAAGUCAGCAGCUUCAAGCCCCACCAACAUUUUCCCUUCCUUUUCACCCACUGGUCCAGUUAAUUGCCUGCUCGUCCCCGGUCGCAGCGAUAGAAUGUCCGAUGGAGUCGAUUAUGACCGCUCGUCGGUACUCAUGCGAACAGACUCAAGCCAAAGCAGCCAGCGAAAGUGUACUCACCGACGUACAUAUCGCAAACACACACGUCUCCUUCAAGUGGUGGCGAGACAUACAAAAGUGGACGUGGAUGGAUGGAAGUGGGGAGGGAGACAAAUGACGAACCCAGAGUUGACAUGA